Cyprinodon tularosa is the source of this 5983-nucleotide messenger RNA. RefSeq lists its product as uncharacterized. NCBI's taxonomy places the organism in Eukaryota, Metazoa, Chordata, Actinopteri, Cyprinodontiformes, Cyprinodontidae. Bases 3 to 4973 code for a protein of 1656 amino acids. The transcript has 39 exons. The record is from RefSeq and is a predicted model, not a curated record.
UGAUGUACACAACUCUGAUGAAAUGGAGCAAUGGUUAUGCUCCAUGCCCUAAGAUGCUGGAGAUGCGGCUGCUGUGCUUGGAGAUUUAUGAAACUCGCGUGGAUCUCAUUAAGAGUGUCAUAAAAGAAGUAGCCGGCAUGGCCAGUUUUGCCAGCUUCCUGCCGCUCUCCAACAGGAUAUGCAUUGAGUUGGCUCCACCCAGCAGCAUCGCAUCGGUUCUGGAAAAGAUUAAGAUGAGAAAGGAAUCAUCCAAGAAUUUUUGGUGCAAGGUUGGACGUGUUGAGUGUGUGAUUGAUCUCAAGAAGCGUCUGAGCGAGGCUAGUGAGAUCAAGAUAAACCUUGAAACGGACGCAUCAGGACUCAACACUGAACCUCCAGCCUUGGAAACAGAAAAACAUCUGAUGCCAUGUGAGGAGGAUGGUGCUUCUGCUGCCCCAGCAGCCAUCACUGAAUCUGCAAUGCCUGAAACUAAAUCAGAACUCAGCAACAAACUACCUGAACCUCCCAAAGCUGAAAUCGCCUCAACAUCAGAAGAAAGUCAGCCCUGUGAGAACAGUCUCAUUGUAGCAGUUCCUGAUAAGAAGAGCCAAACCAGUCCAGAGUCAGGAUCUGUCAGCAGUGUUUCAGUAGAGUCCGCUGAGGCCUCUUCAUCUGUCAGAACUGAGGCAACAGCUCAGGAACUGGUCCAAAAGGAGGCGGAUGGUUUAGACUUCUGUCUGACUCCUGGAGAGAGGAUAGGAAGCCUGCUGCAUCCUCAGAAAAUCUGCUGUUUUCCCCAUCAUGUCAUCAUGUCUCCAAAAAUUUUUUCAUUUCAGACAAGACUUUUACUGAUAACCAACCUGCCACAGUACCAGGAUGGCUGCUACACUGAGAGCGGCAUCAGCAAUCUGCUUUGCAAAUUUGGGUUUCAAUAUGAGGAGAAAAACAUGUAUGUGAUUCCUCAGGCCCGCAUGGCUUUUGUUCUUAUGCCCUGUUAUCGUAAAGCAAGAGAAGCCUUUUUGGCUGCAAAAGAUGGCUUGAGUCUCAAUGGAUCUAAGCUUGGUGUGGAGAUCAUCAGCAACGGGAUUAUUAUGAUACCUUUCGGAUUUUAUAAAUCCCUGAUGUUAACAAUCAACAAUCCAGUGCAAAACGAUGGGAGCAGUACGAUCUACAUCCACAACAUCACAAUGAAGGAGACCAGGGAGCUCAGAGAAACACUAAGGAAAAUGGACUCUGUUAAAAACUUCCUUCCUCUGCUCAACAAGGUGUUUAUUGAGUUCAAGUCUGCUCUUGAUGCUGAUUUGUUCGGAAUUCGGUUCAGCCUUCUAAAGAAUCGCCCGCCACAUAACAUCUACAGGAUGAAACUUUCCAAAACAUCAUCAUCACCACCACGGCUAGCUAUACCAGACCUCAGAGAUUUGGUUGUUGGACCAGUCCUCCCUCUGACUGAUGAUGGCGUUCCAGAGGGCAGCACGGCGCCAUUUUUUAUCACCAUGGCAACUGCUCCCUUUCUCUUCCCCACAACGUUUCUUUGCUACAUCAUUCCAAAAUUUAGGACGAUCAGUACGGAGGAGGACCUGUCGACAUCGGAGUCAGUGGCCUCAAAGUUCUCCACUGUUAUGUUGACGGGUUUACCUGAAGCCAACUUCAAACACCAGGAUGUCGCUAAGCUGGUGUGGGAAUAUCUUCCUCAGCAGGAUCUUCAGACUCUGUUCUACAGCAUCGUGGUUCUACCUCUGCAAAGAAGGGCUUUUGUGUUCUUCAACCACUGGCAGUCAUGCCAAGGUUUUGUCAAAGAUUUCAUGAAAAAGCAAUUUUCCCUGAGAGGAAGCAAGCUGCACAUCCACCUGGUCUUAGAGGACAUGCAUCCUGGAUCCAGUGAGGACACAAUGUACCAGACUCUGAUGAAAUGGAGCAAUGCUCACGUCCCAGAGCUCCAGUGUCUGCAGGAGCGGCUGGUGUGUGUUGAGCUCUCUGAGACCUCUGUAGACCUCAUCAACUGCAUCCUAAAAGCAGUGGCCAACAUCUCUCCCAUUGUCAACUUCCUGUCACUUGCUAACAGGUUAUGCAUCGAGAUGGCUGAAUCUAGUGGAGUAAACCUGGUGGUUUCAAGGCUACCAGAUGCAGCUAAAGCCUGGAAUAAUGUUCCACGUGUUGAAUCUGUGAGUAGCCUAAAACAGCGUCUGAAAGACUGUGGCGGGACUAAACUAGGUCUUGAUCUGGACACCAAAGACAUCAAUGCUAAAACUUCAGCUACAAAGAGUGGACCGUCUCCUAAUGCUCCUAUUGAAAAACAAACCCUACCUACUGUUCAAGGAGAUCUGAUGACUGAGAAUUUGGCUACAAAUGGAUCUGGAUCAGAGGAAAAGAUCAAAAACUCUGAGCCCAAUGUUCAGAGGGACAUUUCACCAAACAGUCUGGAUUCCUGUGGGAAAGAUGGAGGAUCAACAGUGGUUGAAAGAGAGACGACUGAAAGUAGAAAUGAGAAAUGUCCUGAGAAGAACCAACAGGUUCCAAAUGUUUAUGUUGAGAAUGUAGCUGAAUCCAAAGGAGGAGAAACUGCAGAUGAAAAACCCACAGAGAGUCCGAUACCAAGCGGCACAGUUCAGACUGAGGCAUCUAAACCUCCAAAUGAUCCACAUCAUAGCCCAGAGACCAACUCAGAAACCCAGCAGAGCUCUGUGGAAGAAGCUCCUGCACAGGUCCAGAGCAGCAUGAAGCUGAAGCCAGAAGAUCUGAAGACCAAAACCAACAUUUCAGCAAACUCUGAUCUUAUGGAGAAUCAGAAGAAACCAGCAUCUUCUGCAGAGAUUGAAGCGAAGAUGAAAUCCUCAGCAGUAGAGAGAGAAUCAGAGCCCACUGCUGCAGCCCCUUCAAAUGAAGCGUCUGCUCUGACUCCUGGAGAGAAGAUGCAGCAGUUUUUGAAACCAUCUGUGCUCCGUCAGUUUGAUAUCAAGACCAUCUUGUCCCCUGCGUUCUUGUCUUUCAAAAUUAUCCUUGCGAUAAGUCGCCUUCCACCGUACCACAACGAGUGUUACACCGAAGCAGACGUCAUCAGUCUGCUUAAGGGGUUUGGAAUCAGUUGUAAAAGAGAUCAACUCUUCAUCGUUCCUCAGUCGCAAAUGGCUUUUUUCAUCUCCCCAAAUGUGAAAGAGGUGCAACAUUUCUUCCAAGUGUUGCCGUGGACAAACAUCGUCUUCAAAGGGUCCAAACUUUUUUUCCACGUCAUCAGAGGCCUUGCCUCAAUGAGUUUGUUUAAGUUUUAUGGAUUUCUGAUGUCCUUCGCUCACCCUCAAAAACAGCAGAUGACGUACGACACAAGAAAUAUCGUUUUUUUUAACAACAUGUCGCCGAGCAAAGCCAAAGGUCUGCCAGAAGCUUUGAAAAGAGUUGUGCGAGUGAGAAAUUACCUACCACUGCUCUCCAAGGCUUUUGUUCAUUGUGAAAACGCUUCGGAUGCCAAUCGACUGGCAGUUUGGUACAUGUCCUGGAAAGGUCCCAGUUCUCCUAAUGGUCAGCAGACAAAGAAAAAUGAAAUGUUGAAUUCUCCGAAAGAGCCGACUCCAGCAGCAGUGGCAGCUUCGCCUCUCAGGGAGGACAUCUCAACCGGAGCCAGCGUCCAGAGGAAAGACCCAUUGCCCAUUCCAGAGGGAAGCGAGGGCCCUUUCUGGAAUACCACAAAAACAAGUCCUUACGUGCUUCAAACUGCAUCUCCUUAUUUCAACAUCCCAGCUUAUCAGACCGUCAAUAAGAAGACGUAUAUGGAGAUUUCUAAGCAACAUUUGAAGUUCCCCAUCAUCAUGUUGACGGGGUUUCCAAAUAAAACCUACACACAAGAGGAUGUGGCUUUGCUGGUGUGGAAGUAUUUCCCUGAACAGAACCUUCACACUCUCUACAACAAUGUUGUGGUUUUACCACUCCAGAGAAGGGCUUUUGUGUUUUUCAGCAGCAGCGACGAUUGCCAAAGAUUUCUUCGAGAUCAGAACACAAAUCCAGUUUAUUUAAAAGACUUUAUUCCUAAGAUUCAUUUAGUCUUGGAGGAUAUUCACCUUGGAUCCAGUGAGGUGUCCAUGUUUAGGACUCUGAUGCAAUGGAGCAAUAUUCUUGUUCCAGAUCUGAAGUCUUUGGAGGAGCGGCUGCUCUGUGUGGAGGUUUCAGGGACAAACCAGGAGAUUGCAAUGAUGGUGAUGAAGAAAGUGGCGACAUUGGCUAGUUUUGCCAGCUUCCUGCCGCUCGCCAACAGGAUUUACAUCGAGAUGGCAGAGUCCAGCGGAGUAUUAAAGGUGAUGCAAAACUUAUCCGUGUGCAAAAUGUCUGAGCAGCAUGAAGCUUGGAGGCAGGUUGGACGCAUUGAACGUUUAUUAAGUCGAAAGGAGCGUCUGAAGGAGUGUCAGAAGACUGCAGUGAACCUUGAGCGUGACGCCAUCAGUGUCUCUACAGAGGCCGCAUCGCUGAGAGCUCCAUCAGAGUCGCCUCAGCUGGCGUGCAGACGGAUGGAAGAGGAAGCAGCAGCCAGUGCUGAUCUUCCAAACCCAAGUUUGCUUCCAUCAGAUAAAGAACCAGAAAGUCCUCAGUUUGACUUGGCUUCUUUGAAUAAACUAAAAACCAUCAUUCUUCAAUUCAAACAUCAACGAGAGAGCUCCACUCUGAGCAAGCAGAUUUCCACUGAAGAAAGAAGCGACUCUGAAAGCUCCUCCUCCUCUGAGCAGACCAACAAAGAAAUGAAGAAUUCACAUUCAUCAUCUUUAAGAGGAGAUAACCCAGAGUAUAGUAAAAACUGCAAGACCUCCAACUCAUUUUCUCUGUCAGCAAACAGCAGCUCCUCAUCUUCUUCAAAACCCGCUAAACCUUUGGCAUCCUCAGGUCGACUGACUCGUUCAUCAUCAUCAUCAUCAGCUGCUAAGACGUCUGUAGAAACUAAGAAGUCACAGGAAAAGGAACCAAAACCCACAGACACCUGGAAGGGGACAGAGGUCAGAGGUCAGCACAGCUGAAACCCCAAAUUCAAGACUGGAAAAAGAGGCGGUGGUCUGUGAGGACGCUGUUAAAGACCAAUCUGAUGCAAAAGGACCUUUUAUACCAACGACCACGUCCGCCAAACGAGAUCAGACCAAUGAGGACAAAACGGCGUCUAAUACAACAGCUGCCGCCGUGAGAACUACGAGACAAAAAAGAAAAAUAACUGAGAGAGACUCUUUAGUUGAAAGAAAAGAUGAGACUCCAACAAAGAAGAAAACUAUCUGAGGAGGAUUAUUUUAAACAGAACGCAGAGAAAACAGAAGAAACUAAAGACGUCAAACCAGUCAGACGUGACAAGAAACCACAUUAGCACCUUUUUUGCCUUCAGGACAAUCUUACCUUUGCACACAGAUUUUCUUUUACCGUUCUUGAAAAAACAUUUCAUUCAUAAGCGGAAAAUGGUUUUCUAUGUAUAUUUUAUGUGUAUAAUUAAGGCAGUGAUGUACAAAUUCAUGGUUUCUCUGGGUUUUUUUUAUUUUUUCUCCAGCAUGCGAAAUCAUUUUUAUCUUUUUUCAUUUCUUCUGUCAGUUUUAUUGGAACCAGAGUCUUUCUUUUAGAUUAAAAUAUACCUUUAAAAAAAAAAAAAAAAAAAAACUUAUAUUUUUUGUGUUUUUAAAAAGCUAACCCUGAAGCACACGGCUAUAUAAACACUAGACAGUUGGGAAAAUGCUGGGAAACAAUUUUGCUCUGCAUUAUACAUCAGCUUCCCUACAUGUGAUGUCACUUAUAAUGAACUAGUUGUUAAAUUGCUAAAGAUUGUUAAAAUACUACUCUUUUUUUUUUUUUUUUUUGUGACCUAGCCUCUAAAAGUUAACUAAACAUUAUCAAAUGUAAUUAUCCUUUAACCUCAUUGUUUUGAACAUGUUUCAGUUAGUUUUUCACAGCUCAUAAAUUUCUUUGAAAUGCAGCCAAUCAAGGUCACAUGAGUUCUGUAUUUUUAGGUCAGUUUGUUCUUUAUCUUAUAAAAACAUGCAGGCAACUGGAA